GAGAUAGUCUUCGUGUGGAAGGUUGACAGAGCCACCACCGGCAAUGACAUCGUCUCCCAAUACCGCCGCUGCUACCGCACUCCGAUCCCUUCUAAAUUUCGGGAACUCGCUCCUCUCGGAGCUCCUGCGCUUCCGCGCUAACCUUCCGCGAGACUUCCUCCGUUCAAUCACACUACCCGCACCACCCGCAUCACCCACGCCGUCGACUCCUGCACAGCUCAAAUCCGCACAGCUCCCCUCUCCUUCCCCCGAUCUCCCCUUCCCCCUAUGGGACUUCGAAUACCUCCGCGCGCCGGACGACCGCGAGCGCGAGCUGCGCGCGCGUCCGGACGAGUGGAGCGCGGAGCGGGCGUGGUGGACGGCGCACGGCGAGCAGCUGGUGGGGUUCGUGCUGGUGCUGGCGGCGGCGCUGAAGCUCCACCGCGCGCUGAGGCAGACGAUCGAAGGGCUUCGGCGCGGGCUGUUUCUGGGGAGCUCGCUGGAAGGCGUGGUGGGGGGGGAUGAGGGGGAAGAGAUGCAGUCGCUCCUGCUGCAGGUGCUACACACUCAUGCGCUUCUGCUCCUACUCCUCUACCACCUCUUCCCUAACCAAUCACGUGAGCGCCUACUCAUUGCUGCGUACCGACACUGGUGCCGAACCUCUGGACCAGGCUCGGGAGAGGCCCUAGGGGAGCUGCUGACUCGCGACUUCGACGACUUAUGCCAGCUGUGCAGAACCACAGGACCAGGGUCGGGGGACAUGGAGGCUCCUAAGGGGACUGCUGGAGGACAGGCAACGAGCAAGAAAGUGGGGACAGAAGUGGGUGAUGGCAGCAGGGCAAGCUCUGAUCUCGAUGCCUUUCUGUGCUCUCCGUUCCCCAGAGAGUGCUUUGACAUUGAAAAGCUGGGUCAUGUUUCAGGCCUGGGCUCUGGUUCGGGCUCAGGCUUGGGAUCAGGUUUGGGAUCCGACGGCUCUGGCCUGGCCAUUGGAGGAGCGGAGACAGCCGCGUUUCUAUCGCUUCCAUGCGUGAUAGCUCCCACGGACAUGCACAGCCUGGAGCAGCUGUUCGCCCGGUUUGCCCCCCCGCCUGACGUCACAUGGAUGGCCAUCCAGUCCCUGCUGAGGAAACAAGCCGCUGCGGUAGACUCCUCAUCUGCUUCGGCCUCAAGUACCAACUUUUCCUCUUCCACCCUCUCCUCCUCUUCCCCCUUCCCCUCCACCUCGUCUGUCCUGCUCAAAUCCACGUCCUCCACACAAGCUCCCUCACAGGCGGGAGCAGCAGGAGCAGCUGCACCCCGUGACACCCUUUCAGCUGUGGCAGCAGUAACGGCCUCCCUGCCCUCCACGUCGUCCCUCAUCCUGCUCCUCUUCUUCCACCCCUCCUCCCUCCGCUCCGACCUGCCCUUCAUGCACGAGCUCGUCCACCGCAGGCUGCUCGCCCUGCCCUACUCCUCCUCCUCAUCUGCGCCUGCUGCUGCGACUGCUGCUGCUGGGGCUCCUGCCACUGCUGCCGGCGGCUGGAGCCUGUGGAAGCAACGAGCACCGACUCAGCAGCAGCAGGGAGGAAGAGGAGGAGGCGCUGUAGCAGCAGCAGGCGGAAUAGCCAGGGAACCAGCUGCUGCAGCAGCAGCAGUGGGCGGGUUGAUGUGGGUGGUACCCAUAUUUCUCGGCUUCUCUCUCGACCUCUCCAUAGCGUGGCAGCACUUCCCUGCUGCCCGCUCCGCCCUCUCCCUCCACCUCUCCCCGCCCUCCGCCCUGCAGGUGGCUCAAGCCCUAGCGCAGGUGCUGCCAGGGGUGCAGCAGGCAGUCGGCAGGGCCAUGGAGAGGCUCAGGGAGCAGGGGGAGGUGGGAUGGGAGGAGGAGCAUUGGGGUGCCAAGCCCAUGGAUGGCGGAACCGGUAGGGGGGAGAGACCAGGCGCUGAUGUUAGAUCUGCAGGCUCUGGCCCUAUUGAUAGCAGCAGCAGCAGCACCGCCAGCACUAGCAGCUCUGCGGAUUCCAAGUCUGAUUCUUCACCACCAUCGUCGUCCUCUUCCUCCUCCUCCUCGUCGGCCUGCUUAGUGCCUGGCCUAGCAGUGCUGCGCAGUGCGCGGGAGAUUCUCUCGCUCAUCCGCCACACAGCUGCUCUGCUACGAUGGCUGCUGGUGCACCGCGCCUCACUCUCCCUGCACCUCGCCCUGCCCCUCAUCCACACCACCCACCGCCUCGCCCUCUCAGCACACCUGCAUGCUCGCACCCACUCCCACUCUGCUGCUGCUGCCGGCCUCUCAACGCCUCAUUUCUCGUCCAAAACGAACCAACUGGCCGCUGGAGCAGCAGGGCCGGAUUCCUGGCCGGAAGUAGCAGAUGGAAUGGCUGUGGGUCUAGCAGACUAUGGCUUCUCCAGCAGCAGUACCAGCAACACGGAUAGCAGCAGCACCAGCAGCAGCAGCAGCAGCUGGUUUGGUGGCUGGGCCAGACGAACCCCCGCACCGGCCACCACCUCCACCACCAUCGCCCCUCACCCUCCCCCCAUCCCUCCUCCCUCUGACCAUGACCCCCUCUUCACGCUCCUCCUCUCUUUCUCCGAGCUCCAGUCAGAGGCUGCCACGUGUCUUGCUGCCAUCAUUGGGUGUAGAAAUGACAGCUGGCACCGCCUGAGGCGGGCGGCGUGCUCAAGGCUGGACGGACUGGCUCGGCUGUUUGUGGUGGAACAGGGUGGCGACGGAGAAGGCAGAGGGACAGCAGGAGGGGAAGGCAGAGGGGAUAGUGGGAGUGGUAGCAGAACAGGGGAUGGGAGAGGAGUGGGGGAUGGCAGGGAGGGUAUGGCAAGCAUGGGAUGGAAGGAAGGCGCGGAUGGGAGCAUUGGGGAGUGGUUUCAGCGGCUGUCGUUGCAGGUGUUGCAGUGGCAGCACCCAGACGCGCCCUCAACACCCGUGAGACUACAGCAACUCUCCUUCGCCCUUGCAGACGCUGCCUCCCUGCACCACAUUCAGUCCCACCCCCUCGCGAGCCAAUCCCUGCGCGCCACCUGUCGCCUGCUCCAGGACAUGGCUCUGGUGCAAGCCAUUCGAGCUGACCACCUGGCGGCCCUCUCUGCUGCUGCCGAACCUGGAUUCCUGUGGGCGCUGCUGCCGAGCCUGCUGCCGUGGCUGCAGGCUCGGGUGAGGCUGCAGCCGGAGUGUCUGGGGCAGGUGGGGUGCUUGCUGGUGCUGCUGAGGGGAGGAAUUGCAGAAACGUCUGCAGAUGGCACAAGUGAACGUCCUCGUGCUGGGGCUGCCUCUGGUUCCUCUGCUGGUGCUAGUGGUGUUGGUGGUGGUGGUGGUGGUGAGAAUGGGGCACGAGUGAGAAGAGCAGCAGCAGCUGGAGGGGUUACAGGAGGAGGAGGAGAAGGAGCAAGGGGAUGGGGGAGAGAGGAGUAUCUGGAGAGGCACCUGCGGUGUGUGUCACGAGCAGUGGUGGCAGUGGUGCCUGCCAGCGUGCUCAGCAUCAUGCACGCAUGCGUCCUCAAGCUCGCACCUUCCUGCCACACACUGCCACCUGCCUGCCAUGCCCCCGCCAGCACUGGCAGUGCAAGCUCACAAGGGGUGGCGGGAGUGGUGGUGGGAAGCAGGCAAGUCGGACAGGAUCAGUGGGCAGUGGGACAGGAUUGCGAAGAUAAGGGUCAUGAGAGCAAGGCGCAGUUUGCUGCCAGGGUGCAUGGGCAGGCGUCGUUCCGGCAGGCGGUGGCUCGAGCACGGGCAGCAGUGGCUGGUUUUACAAAAGGCGUUUCCGCCUUUGAGGCCAAGGGACUAGUUUUCAUAGGGAAGGAGGGGCGAGGGAGGGGCGCACAGAGCACUAUUCCUCCUCCUCCUGCUACUCCUGUUGUCCCGGCUGCUGCUGCUGCUAGUGGUGACGCAGCAAUUGCUAUCACUGGUACUUCUGGCACUCAUGCUGAUUCCGUUGCCCCUGGUGGUUCCUUACCAUCACAGCCACGACCAGUAAGCAACAGCAAAAGCGUCAACAGACUCACUCCAGGCAGCAUCACCACAGAUGAGUGGGCGGGAGGGGCAUGCCAUGCAGUGGUGGUGGCACUGCGACUCAUGCUCAGACACCAGGCAGCCGCCAUACUGCGAGAGGGCUUCUCUGGGGGGCUUACAGCCCUGCAGGGCGCAGGGAAGGGGCAGCAGGGGGGGGAGGGGAAGGUGGAAGGGAGGAAGGGAAGUGGCUGGGGGGGUUUGUGGUCCUGGGGGGUUAAGGGAGGGGGUGUGGACGGGGAGGGGGUUGAGGGUGUGGGAGUGGGGGAGGAGGGGGGAGGUGGUGAGCAGAGGAGGAGGAGGGAGGGGUUUGAGAGGAGGGUGGUGGAGAUGGAGAGGCGGCUAGGUGCGUGGGAGUACUGCACGUGCCUAUUCGAAGAUGUACUUGUAAUGAAAGGCAGGGGAGGUGGAAGGUGGAGUGGGAGUAGGGGAGUGGCUCGGGGAGGGGGGCGGGAAGGAGGAGGUAGAGGUGGCGGUAAAGGAGGCGGUUCAGUGUCAGUGUCCUCCUCGCCUUGCUCUCCGUCUCUCCUGUGGCGCAGUACCGUGCAGCCACUGCUGCUGCACGCCCUUCAGCAGGAGAGCGGGCAGAGGGGGAAAAGAGGACCCGGCAGACAAACCUCCCAGCUUUCCACCUCUCUCAACACGGGUACCUUUCUGGACGCUGCAGUGUCAUCGUUGCUGCAUCUCUCCCACCCCUCCCACGCCAUGUUCCUCCCUCCCUUGGCCGCUUGGUUCCUCCCCUCCGGCCUCCCUUCCCUCUCCCUACCGCUCAUCCUCCGCCUCGCCUCCUGCCUCUCUGCCUCUGGCAACCCCCAUACUGCCGCUACUGGUGGCAGCAAAGAAGGUGCUGCAGAGGAGGGAGGGCCAGAUGGAGCACGGGUGGCAGAGGGGCUUGUGGCUCUGGAUUGGGCGCUGAGGAGAGAGGAGGAGGAGAGAGUGAGGGGGGUUGUAGGGAUGGUGGCAGUGAUGGAGCGAGAGAGGAGGGGGGUGCUGAUGACGCUGCUGGAAGAGUUGAGGGAAGGGGGAGAGCAAGAGGAAGAAGAGGAUGGGGAUGAAAUGGGAGGAGAGCAGAGGCAGCAUGUGCGGAAGCCUCGAGGGGGAAACGGGGGAGGAGGUGGAGGGGGAGCGGGGAUGGAGGCAGCAGCAGCAGCAGUGAGAAGAGCAGCGAGGCCAGCGGUAGGCAUGGCACGGCAUGUGUUGGGAGUAUAUGGGCGAGCAGAGCACAGCAUGAGCCUGCCAGUGGCGGGUGAAGUGGGAGGAGGACGGCAGGGCGGGGGCAGCAUGGCAGGCAGGGCCGGAGGAGGGGUGACUGAGGCUGGAAUCGCUACCUCCGCAGCAAAGCAAAAUCCUUUUGAAUGGCUAGUUGGUUCUGCUGUUACGUUGACGAGUGUCACACGGGCAUUGGCGGAGGUGGGCCAGGUGCGGCUAGUGCGGGGGCUGGUGCGCAUGGCUGCAUGUGCCGCCAUGGGGACUGAAACCCCCUCUGCUGCUCGGUCAGUGGAGUGCCUGCUAGCCACCCUGCACCUACAAAUACCUGCUCAUGCUCCCAGCGCUACCGGGAAUGUAACUGUUACCACUGCGGUUACCAGCCGUCCUUCACCUGAUGCCACUGCCAGCAGCAGCAGGAGCAGCAGCGACUGUGUUUCAACAGUUGAGCUGCUAGUUCUGGUUUCCCUCUCUCACCUCCGUCUUCUCCUACUCGACCCCUCCCUUGCUUGCCUCUCCCGCCGCACGCGCAGUGCUAGUGCCUUUGAUGCCAGCUGCCUGGCGGCUGGCAUCUGUUGUCUUUUGUCAACACUUCCGAACCCAAGAGAGCAGAUUGCCCUGUACGUGCGGUGCAUGGAGGAGUAUGGGGAUGCGGAGGUGGUUGUAGGUGGGUUGGGGGGAGAAGGCCCGGAGGAGACGGAAGUGCGUGGAGUGGUUGGGAGGAAGAAGGGAGAGCAUGGGGCAAGUGGGGGCCGUAGGGCGAUGAAUGGUUUGGUUGACGCAUGGCUGGCUGAGUUUAGAAAUAUAAGUGCCGCAAUUUAAUAUAUGCUUCAGAGAAAUCUAUUUGAGGAGGUCCUUGAAAGCUGGCCUUGAUGUUUUUAGAAAUUACAAAAGUGU
Messenger RNA from Closterium sp. NIES-67, 6076 nucleotides. The record is from the annotation of a GenBank genome assembly. NCBI's taxonomy places the organism in Eukaryota, Viridiplantae, Streptophyta, Zygnematophyceae, Desmidiales, Closteriaceae.